UCCCAUUUCUAUCCAAACCGUUUGCAGAGAUAGUGCACUCACUGCGCUGAGAGCAGCGGUCACAAAUCAAGUCCGUCUCGGCAAGUCAAUUUUGUAUCUACGGUGGAUAUUACAAUCCAAGCCUUAGCUCUCUGCUGAAGAGACAGAAGAUGGACUCAGCCAUUAACAGCCACCUUGUGCAGAACCUGUCCAUUCUUCUGAGUGCUGGUUAUUCCAACGAGACCUGUCGCUUUGAUGAGGAGUUUAAGUACAUCCUACUGCCUGUUUCCUAUAGCCUGGUGUGUGUUCUGGGUCUGGUGCUGAACUCUGUGGCUCUGUGGAUGUUCCUGACCAAGAUGCGACCGUGGAACACCAGCACCGUCUACAUGUUCCACCUGGCCCUCUCAGACUUCCUGUACGUUCUCUCCCUUCCCACCCUCAUCUACUACUACGCUAACCGCAGCCACUGGCCCUUCGGCGUGGCCGCCUGCAAGAUCGUCCGCUUCUUGUUCUACGCCAACCUCUACAGCAGCAUCCUCUUCCUCACCUGCAUCAGCGUCCACCGCUACCUGGGCAUCUGCCACCCCAUCAAGGCCCUGACCAUGGUGAAGCCACGCCAUGCCCACGCCGUUUGUGGAAUGGUGUGGGCUGCUGUCACGGCGUGUCUGGUGCCCAACCUCAUCUUUGUCACCACCAGCCAGAGGGACAACGACACGAUGUGUCACGAUACGACCAAUCCCAAGCAGUUUGAGGAGUAUGUGGACUACAGCUCUGCGGUCAUGGUCCUGCUGUUCGGCGUCCCCUUCAUGGUUAUCAUGGUCUGCUACUGUAUGAUGGCACUGGCUCUGUGUCGGCCCAGACGGGGGCUCUCGUCCAGCCAGCAGAACUCACCCUCACGCACCAAGUCCAUCAAGCUAAUUGUGGUGGUGCUGGUGGUGUUCGCCGUGUGUUUUGUACCCUUCCAUAUCACACGUACCCUCUACUAUACCUACCGUGUACUGAAUGCCAAAUGUGAAUUCCUGAACAUCGUCAACUUUGCCUAUAAGAUCACCAGGCCUCUGGCCAGUGUGAACAGUUGUAUUGAUCCCCUCCUGUAUUUCCUGGCUGGGGAUCACUACCGCUCUAAGCUGGUCAAAGCUCUCACUGGAAAUAGACCGACAACCACCAGCCUCUCUGCUGCCUGCCUGAAAAAGCGCCCCAAAAAGAACCAUGAGAUUGCGCUGGUCUACAAGAACCCAGAGCCUAAAGCCAGCGUUGAACCUAUGAGAUAGUAGGUUAUACAUAUGGACAACUAUGGGGCAUCAUAUAGAUAUGCCUAACCUCCAUAAUAUAAACAGGAAGGAAACAGUUAAUAGCCCUAGGCUGGCCACUACACAGCUGUACUUUCUUUGGAUGCUGUUCUGUCAUUUCAGACACAGGAUGACUACUGUCCAGGGUGAACGAAGGGGCCUCUUGCCAGAGCUCAGACCUGAGUGAGAAAUUCAGUUCCUAUAAGGCUGUUCGGUCAAUGUCAUGUUAAAGAGAAUGAAGAAGUGGGAGUACGGUUGAGUUCAGAAAACAGUGGUGGAAAAGUACCCAAUUACCAUACUUGAGUGAAGUAAAAAUGAAAGUCACCCAGUAAAAUGCAACUUGAGUAAGUAAGUCUAAAAGCAUUUGGUUUUAAAAAUACUUAAGUAUCAAAAGUAAAUGUAAUUGCUAAAAUAUACUUAAGUAUCAAAAGUAAAACUAUACAUUAUUUCCAAUUCCUCAUAUUAAGCAAACCAGACGACAUCUUUUUCUUGCUUUUUUAUUUAUGUGUGUUUAGUGAGUCCGUCAGAUCAGAGGCAGUAGGGAUGACCAGGGAUGUUCUCUUGAUAAGUGCGUGAAUUGGACCAUUUCCCUGUCCUGCUAAGCAUUCAAAAUGUAAUGAGUACUUUUGGAUGUCAGGGAAAAUGUAUAGAGUAAAAAGUACAUUAUUUUCUUUAGGAAGUAAAAGUUGUCAAAAAUAUAAAUAGUAAAGUACAGAUGCCCCCAAAAAACGACUUAAGUAGUACUUUAAAGUUCCUUAUCACCACUAACACUUUAAACCAGUGUUGUAAGUAUGUAGUACCGUGAGACAUCUACAUUCCCCCUUGUUAGUAAGAAGCUAUGGCAGGUAGCCUAGUGGAUAAGAGUAACUGAAAGGUUGCUGGUUCAAAUCCCCGAGCCUACUAGGUGAAAAAUCUGUUGAGCAAGGCACUUAACCCUAAUUGCUACGAUAAGUUGCUCUGGAUAAGAGCUUCUGCAAAAAUGUAAAAGCCAAGUCUGUUUUAUACAUGUACUGUACAGUCUCUUCCUACUCUGAAUACUUGUCUAUUAAUUUAAUUCUGCCGGUUGCUGUGCUUGUAAGACAAGAGUUAAAAUCUUUUCAACCAGGGGAACAAAACAGUUUAUGUGCCUCUGUCUGAGCCAGACUGUCGUCUCAUAGAAUAAAAUCUUAACUGGUUUGCCUAGUUAAUUAAAGGUUAAAUAAAUAAAAUCAAAUAAAAAUAUUACCACAGACUGUUAUGCACAGUAGCUACAGGACUCUGAAGAGCAGGAGGAAAUGUAUGUCAUCUGUAAUCUGUUUGUUCAGAUUUGUGUUAUUAUGGUAGCACAUACUCAGAGAGAGGCUCUGUGGAUGGGUAUAACAGAUUGGAUUAUUAUGGAUUAUCGGUGAGUUACUGUGAUCAUCAAAGGCAUCUCUUCCUAUAACAUUUUUUAAAUAUGAUCCAAGGAGUUUGGCUGGUAAAAAUGUCUUCCUGUCACGCCCUGACCUUAGUUAUCUCUGUUUUUCUAUAUAUUUUGGUUAGGUCAGGGUGUGACUAGGGUGGGUACUCUAGUUUUUGUAUGUCUAGGGUUUUUGUAUGUCUAGGGUUUUUGUAUGUCUAGGUUUUUUUGUAUGUCUAUGUUGGCCUGAUAUGGUUCCCAAUCAGAGACAGCUGUUUAUCGUUGUCUCUGAUUGAGGAUCAUAUUUAGGUAGCCAUUUUCCUCAUUUGUGUUGUGGGAUCUUGUCUAUGUUUGGGUUGCCUUAGUGCACAUCAGUAGCGGCACAUUUCGGUAGGUAGGUCGGUAGGUAGGUAGGUCGGUAGGUAGGUAGGUCGGUAGGUCGGUCGGUCGGUCGGUCUGUUCAGUGAGUUUCAAUUUAUUAAAAUUAUGUGGAACUCUACUCACGCUGCGCCUUGGUCCAAUCCUUAUGGUUCCCAAUCAGAGGCAGCUGUUUAUCGUUGUCUCUGAUUGAGGAUCAUAUUUAGGUAGCCAUUUUCCUCAUUUGUGUUGUGGGAUCUUGUCUAUGUUUGGGUUGCCUUAGUGCACAUCAGUAGCGGCACAUUUCGGUAGGUAGGUCGGUCGGUCUGUUCAGUGAGUUUCAAUUUAUUAAAAUUAUGUGGAACUCUACUCACGCUGCGCCUUGGUCCAAUCCUUACAACGAUUGUGACACUUCCAGUCAGAGUGGAGGUGACGUUACAAUAAUCAAAAAAACUCAAAGGUUGAGGCAAGCUGAAACAGUUCAACAGAAACAGUGUGUGUUAUCCAGAAAAUGUGUGGUAGCUAAAGCACUAGUCCUCUCCCAGCUGUUUGUGUCCUUCAGCACAGUCCCCACAGCUGUCUAUCUGUCUGUCUCUGCUGUGAGGAAACCAGGGGAGGGACUGAAUGGGUGUGUAGGCUGGAGUAUCAACUCCAUCCAACAACCCACACUUUGGAUAAAGAGGAGAUUUUCCUGCAUUACCCAAUUUGGAUUCAUUACUUGACCCAACAUGGUCUUUUUCCGCAUUAGUUUUGGUUGUUGUUGCUCUCAGAAAGACUGCCUUACUUUCCAUGUGAAAGCAGAUGUCUCUUUAAAGCAGAUUGCAGGUCAGAGGUUCAUUCCUAAGGGUAUUUGAAGUACUAUACUGCUGUACUUCAUAUUAAAGCUACUGGUCGUGUUUAUAAAAGGCGUUAUAACUCAGGUUCAAGGUAUGAUAGGAAGGCACAUGGUUCAAUAGGUUUAUAACAAUAUAAUGCCAUUAAAUCUAUUUUUAUAAAUCCA
Messenger RNA from Oncorhynchus kisutch (coho salmon), 4003 nucleotides. RefSeq names its product P2Y purinoceptor 4-like. NCBI's taxonomy places the organism in Eukaryota, Metazoa, Chordata, Actinopteri, Salmoniformes, Salmonidae. Gene Ontology annotation, cellular component: plasma membrane. Bases 150 to 1250 code for a protein of 366 amino acids. Gene Ontology annotation, biological process: transepithelial chloride transport; G protein-coupled receptor signaling pathway. The record is from RefSeq and is a predicted model, not a curated record. Gene Ontology annotation, molecular function: G protein-coupled UTP receptor activity; G protein-coupled purinergic nucleotide receptor activity. The transcript is spliced from 2 exons.